GCCAGCGCUGCACCGCUGAGCGCCUACCCGGACCCGACGCCUGGCUCCGGGGAAGCGCCCCGGCGCAGGCAGCGCGCACGCUACACGAAGCCUCAGAUUUGGAGAGAAUAGACAGACGGACUGACUAUCCCUCCACACGUUAGUUAUUUUGCAUUGGGGAUUAACACAUCAGCACUCAGCCCACUAGGCCAUGGAAAAGAAGCUACAGAGCUAUUGAAACCAUUGGAGGGAAAGAAACACACGCCACCCCUCCCUGGGGAAGGGGCCUCUUCUGGCCAUGUCUCCUGCAGCAACUGAACCAGGUGGGGUCCAGCAAGACAGGCAUGUCAGCAUGCUCAUUUUCUUCCUUUUCGUCUUUGGUGCCAUCCUGUUGUUUGUGGGAGUCCUGCUCUCCAUCUUUGGGUUCCAGGCAUGCCAGUACAAGCCCCUCCCAGAUUGCAGCAUGGUGCUGAAGGUCGUGGGGCCUGCGUGCGCCGUGGUCGGGCUCGCGGCUGUGAUCCUGGCCCGCUCCCGGGCGCUGCGUCAGUUCCGUGAUGGGCGCCGUCGAGGCCACCAGGCGGACCCCGACCAAGCCUUCCUCUGCGGAGAGAGCCGCCAGUUCGCCCAGUGUCUCAUCUUUGGAUUUCUCUUCUUGACCAGCGGCAUGCUCAUCAGCAUUUUGGGCAUUUGGGUCCCUGGCUGUGGCUCUGACUGGGAGCAGGAACCGCUGAAUGAGACAGACACUGUCAACGAGGAGCCCCAGAUCUGUGGAUUUCUGUCUCUGCAGAUCAUGGGACCCUUGAUUGUGCUCAUGGGAUUGUGCUUCUUUGUGGUUGCCCAUGUGAAGAGGAGAAGCAACUUGAAUGAGGGCCCGAAUGCCUCUGAAAGUGAAGAGAGACAGACCCAGAACUCGGAGCCUGUCCAGGUCACCGUAGGUGAUGCCGUGAUAAUAUUCCCGCCCCCUCCGCCACCUUACUUUCCUGAGUCUUCAGCUCCUGCAGUAACUCGAAGUCCUGGGGCUAACAGUUUGCUUCCAAAUGAAAAUCCACCUUCCUAUUACAGUAUUUUUAACUAUGGCAGGACCACUACGGCUGAGGGCCAAGGCGCGGCCUCUGAGAGGGAGCAUGUACCCAUAUACACUAUUUCUGGGGCUCCUUCGUCCUCUGAGAUCGCCCAUACUCCGCAUCUCUCGUCUGAAUUGCCUCCCAGAUACGAAGAAAAAGAAUCUACUGCAGCCAUGUCCUUGUCUCCCUCUUCUCAGCCUUCCCCACCAUGAACUCGGACUCCUGUUCGGUUUUAUAUAGAAUUGAUCACUAUUUUAUUUAAUUUUUUUUAAU
Molecule: messenger RNA, 1316 nt
Organism: Pteronotus mesoamericanus
Lineage: Eukaryota; Metazoa; Chordata; Mammalia; Chiroptera; Mormoopidae
Gene: TMEM171
Product: transmembrane protein 171
Exons: 5
Coding region: 278-1255 (325 amino acids)
Source: RefSeq, a predicted model, not a curated record